Drosophila yakuba is the source of this 2693-nucleotide messenger RNA. Its product is annotated as ATP-dependent RNA helicase DDX42. The record is from RefSeq and is a predicted model, not a curated record. Gene Ontology annotation, molecular function: RNA helicase activity; nucleic acid binding; ATP binding. Bases 67 to 2436 code for a protein of 789 amino acids. Lineage: Eukaryota; Metazoa; Arthropoda; Insecta; Diptera; Drosophilidae. The transcript has a single exon.
GUCUCACUGUUUUCUAUUGAUUUUGGAAAUUGUUGGUUUGGAGCAUUUGCUUGGAUUUGCAGCACGAUGAGUGGCUACCGAGGCAUGGGCGGUGGGGGAUUCCCCUACCGCAAGCCAGCGAGUUCCGGCAACAACAUGAACGCCGUACCGCCUCCCCCGAUGCUGAAUGCCCGGGGUUAUACGGGUUCCCGUGGAGGAUUAGGAGGAGCAAGCCGUGGUGGAGUUACUGGAAGCACAACAUCGACGUCCAAACACGGCUACUCCACUCUGGACUCCAUCAGCCAGUACACCAAUGCCAGCAAUCUGGUUGGCAAACGGAAGGUGCACACGGACGAUGACUAUUUCGAUGAUGACGAUGAGCCACGGGAAAAGGAGAUUGAACAAGCCUAUAUACCGGCACCUGGAUCACCGGGAGCACCGCCUACUUCGGCUAAAAAGGAGGAGGAGUCCGAUUCGGAUGAGGAUCCCCUCGAGCAGUUCAUGGCGGGCAUCAACCAGCAGGUGGAGAAGGAGAAGCGGCAACAGGCACCCAAGCCUCCCACUCAGGCGAUAAGAGGUGACAUCGAUGAUGAGGACGACGAGGAGAGCUACUAUCGCUACAUGAAGGAGAAUCCCAAUGCUGGGCUACGCGACGAGGGAUCCGAUCAAGAAAUCGAGUACGAUGAGGAUGGCAAUCCUAUAGCACCGCCGAAGAAAAAGGACAUUGACCCGCUGCCGACCAUCUACCAUUCCGAAAUCGAGUACGAACCCUUCGAGAAGAACUUCUACACACAGCAUGACGACAUAGCCGCAUUGGAUGAGGAGCAAGUUCGGGAACUGAGGCGCACACUGGGCGUAAAGGUAACUGGUCCAUCGCCACCCAAGCCAGUCACGUCCUUCGGCCAUUUCGGCUUCGAUGAACAGCUCAUUAAGGCCGUGAGGAAAGCGGAGUACACACAGCCCACACCCAUCCAGGCGCAAGCUGUGCCCACCGCCCUGUCCGGCAGAGAUAUCAUCGGAAUAGCCAAAACUGGAUCCGGUAAAACAGCAGCUUUUAUCUGGCCCAUGCUUAUGCAUGUGAUGGAUCAAAAACAGCUGAAACCAGGCGACGGACCUAUAGGUCUUAUUCUAGCACCCACUCGCGAGCUCUCCCUGCAAAUCUACAACGAGGCCAAGAAGUUUGGCAAGGUCUACAACCUGAACGUGGUCUGCUGCUACGGUGGAGGUUCCAAAUGGGAGCAAAGUAAAGCUCUGGAACAGGGAGCGGAGAUUAUUGUGGCCACGCCAGGACGAAUGAUAGAUAUGGUCAAGAUGAAGGCCACCAAUCUGAGGAGGGUGACCUUCCUGGUGCUUGACGAGGCCGACCGUAUGUUCCACAUGGGCUUUGAACCCCAGGUUCGCUCCAUCUGCAACCACGUGCGACCAGAUCGCCAGUGCCUGAUGUUCUCGGCCACCUUUAAGAAGCGGAUCGAACGUCUGGCCAGGGAUGUGCUUACCGAUCCCGUGAGAAUAGUACAGGGUGAUCUGAACGAGGCCAACCAGGACAUCACCCAGUCUGUGUACGUCUUCCCCAAUCCCCUGCAGAAAUGGAAUUGGCUGCUGGUUCACCUGGUUAAGUUCCUGUCUGAAGGAAGUGUCCUGAUCUUCGUGACAAAAAAAGUCGAUGCCGAAACGGUGUCCAACAAUCUUUUAAUCAAGGAAUACAAUUGUCUUUUACUUCACGGCGAUAUGGAUCAAGCGGACAGGAACAAGGUCAUCACUCAGUUUAAGAGGAAAGAGUGUGAUAUACUGGUGGCCACCGACGUGGCAGCCAGAGGAUUGGAUAUACCCCACAUCAAAAAUGUGGUAAACUACGACACCGCCAGGGACAUUGAAACGCACACGCACAGGAUCGGAAGAACGGGCAGAGCCGGCGAAAAGGGUAAUGCAUUCACUCUAGUCACCGAUAAAGACAAGGAGUUCGCUGGACAUCUGGUGCGGAACCUGGAGGGAGCCGAUCAGCAGGUGCCCGACGAUCUAAUGGAGCUGGCCAUGAAGAGUUCCUGGUUCCGCAGUUCACGUUUCAAGCAGGGCAAAAGCAAGAGACCGGCAAAUACCCACACAGGAUUGGGUUAUCGGGAGAGGGGGCAUGGCGGUGGUUUUGGAUCUGGUGGUGGCUCGGAGUCCAGUGCCAGUGGUUCUGUCCAAAGCCCAACCGAAGGACCCUCUAGUAAAUCCUCUUCCAGCGCAGGACCAGCCACAGAUCGCUAUGCAGCGAUGAGGGAGGCAUUCCGAUCCCAGUACAACAACCAGUUCCGUGCGUCCAGCGAUCGGACUUGGGAAAAAACUCUGCCGGACUCGGGAGUUUUCGCUGCGCCAAUGGCACCGCCAUCAUCUGGCCAGGGUGCUUCCUCCUCAGCGUCCAAUAGCAGCAGCAACCAGGACGCCAAAAGGGCCAAGAAGAGCCGCUGGAAUUGAACGGGGAGCCCAGUAAAGUUAUGCUGCUGUUUGGUUUAUUUCUCUUCAUAUUAUUUAAUGUGUAUUUGCUUUUGUUCCAUCGUUUAAAAUUACAGCUUAUGAACUAAAUUUAAACAUAUUAUAUAUAAUCAGAUAUAUACCAUGUUCAUUCAUAAAGAUUACGUUAGUUAAAUAUUCGUAUGUACAACUCUCUUCCUUCGCAGCCAGUUCCAGCGAACGAUCCCACAGAUCCAAAUAAAAAUCUUCAUUAAUUGUAA